AGUUGGGGAAAGCUCAAGCAUGUGACUCUGAGGCUGCUGCUCACGUUACAUCACUGUAACUUCAGUAGCAGUUCCAAGAAGUAAAUAUUAAGUGUUGGCUGUGCUCACCGGGUCGCCCUCUCUCCUGAGUCCUGGCAUUCCUGUGCCCGUGGGACCAACUGGGUUGCGCUGAACAGGUCACUCCCUCUCCUCUGGCCUGUGUUAUUCCCGUAUUGAGCAGGUCACGUCCAAUCCCGGGGUUGCUGGCGUUCCUGUGCCACGGAGGAGCUGCAGGACAGAGCUUACUGGGUUCCUGGCUUAGUAGAUGAGAGGAAGCUGUAGAUUUGAUUGAUCUUGCUUCUGAACCAGCAGGGCCCCAUUGUGUUAGGGGCUAUAUAGACACGCUGUAAAGAGUCCAUGCUACAAAGAGGCACUUCCAGUCAGUUUUUAAACAGCAGAGAGAAUCUAACAGCCUUGAAGACUUCUGCAGCAUCACACACAGCGGUAACCAUGCUACAGAGAUGAAAUGAUAGGGAGUCUCGCCAGUGUAUCCCAUGGGUCCCACACAGCUUGCUGCACAGGAUCAUGGGAAAAGGGUGGCAAGUGUAUUUGAAAUGGAGGAGGAAGGGUUUUCACUCUUCCAUGGCUCGGAGGUCCCCCUCGAGCAUGCAGAAAAUCCACCCCUGAAGCGGAAGAAGGGUCCAGCCCCCAAGAUGCUGGGGAAUGAAGUGUGCAGUGUAUGUGGGGACAAGGCCUCAGGUUUCCACUACAACGUGCUGAGCUGCGAGGGCUGUAAGGGCUUCUUCCGCCGCAGCGUCAUCAAGGGUGCCCAGUAUGUCUGCAAGAACGGCGGCAAGUGUGAAAUGGACAUGUACAUGCGGCGCAAGUGCCAGGAGUGCCGGCUGCGCAAGUGCCAGGAGGCAGGCAUGCGGGAGCAGUGCGUUUUGUCCGAAGAGCAGAUCCGACUGAAGAAGCUCAAGAAACAGGAGGAUGAUCAGGCUCGGACAGUGGUUGUGCGCCCAAACCCCCCAUCUCCGCCCAACACCCCCUAUAAACUGACACCCGAGCAGCUGGGCAUGAUAGAAAAGCUUGUGGCAGCUCAACAGCAGUGUAACCAGCGCUCAUUCACAGACAGGCUCAAAGUGACGCCAUGGCCUCAGGCUUCAGACCCUCAUAACCGUGAGGCACGGCAGCAGCGUUUUGCUCAUUUCACUGAGCUUGCAAUCAUCUCUGUGCAAGAGAUUGUGGACUUUGCCAAACAGCUGCCUGGCUUCCUGGAGCUCACCAGGGAAGAUCAGAUUGCUCUGCUGAAGACAUCCACCAUAGAGGUGAUGCUGUUGGAGACAUCCCGGCGCUAUAAUCCAGAGACUGAAAGCAUCACCUUUCUGAAGGACCUGAGCUAUAAUCGGGAUGACUUUGCCAAAGCAGGCCUGCAGUUUGAGUUCAUUAACCCUAUCUUUGAGUUUUCAAAGGGAAUGAAUGACCUACAGCUCAACGAUGCUGAAUAUGCACUUUUAAUCGCCAUCAACAUUUUCUCUGCAGACCGACCAAAUGUGCAGGAUCAGUCGCUGGUGGAGAGACUGCAGCACACCUACGUAGAGGCCCUUCAUUCUUACAUUUGCAUCCACAGACCAAAUGACCAUCUGAUGUUCCCUCGGAUGUUAAUGAAACUGGUCAGUCUUCGGACUCUAAGCAGUGUCCACUCCGAACAAGUUUUUGCCCUUCGACUACAGGACAAGAAACUCCCUCCCCUGCUCUCAGAAAUCUGGGAUGUGCAUGAGUGACUAUGUGCUCCCAGGGCACUGACCUGCUGAAGUAACACCACCUCCCAUCCCUUGCUAACAAGAAGCCAGCCUCCCCUCUCCAAAGCGCUGAACUAGGGGCUGGGCUGGGCAGUGCAGAGUGAUGAGCCUGUGGUUUCUCUGAUGUGAUGAGACUGUGCAUAAGGCAUCUGAGAGAGAUCAGAUGUUUUUGUAAUCUUUGAUUUAGUGCCUCCUAGAAAUGGGAUCAUGUGUAAAACACCUGAAAAUGGUAGAGAUGAACAUCUCACCCCAAAUGUUUCUUCAAUGUCUGUCUUUUUUCUAAGUAUGUGUUCUGGGGUUUUGCCCCCCCAUCUUUCCCUUCUCAUUGAUUCUGAAAGUGAAUUUGCAGGAACUUAUUAAACGUUCACUGAGAGCAUCCUAGCCCCAAAGGCUUCCCCAGGGUUCUUAGGCAGGGUUCCCUGUGUAUGUGGACUUGAGGAACUCAGGGAAGCUUAUAUGGAUGUGCUGGGGGUUUUCUUGUAUUCCCUGUAUUUUAAAGUCUCUAUGAUGUGCUGUCCUUCACAAAGAUUCCCAGAGAAGAGGCUGUUGGUCGCAUUCCCUCUUUGUGAAGCUUCAUUUCUAGAGCUGUCCUUUCAUUCUGGCCCUCCUUGGGCAAGUAGAUCCCUGGAAUGUGCAGUGCCAUUUACUGAAAGUUAUUCUGUGGACAUCUUAUAUGUACCAUAGAGAAACCAUGGAUCAUUUAGCUGUUUUUUUAAAACAAGAUUGCCUAUCAUUGUAGUAUCUUUUGGUUUGCUAGCAGGUGAAAGCAAUAAACCAUGGAAUAGAUUUUGUGUUGAGUUUUGUGGAGGAGAAGAGAGAGGAAUGGAAGCAUCAGUGUCUGG
Gopherus evgoodei (Goodes thornscrub tortoise) is the source of this 2623-nucleotide messenger RNA. It is a transcript of the gene NR1H3, whose product is annotated as nuclear receptor subfamily 1 group H member 3. Gene Ontology annotation, biological process: negative regulation of transcription by RNA polymerase II; negative regulation of inflammatory response; positive regulation of transcription by RNA polymerase II. The transcript is spliced from 11 exons. The coding region runs from base 534 to 1763 and encodes 409 amino acids. The record is from RefSeq and is a predicted model, not a curated record. NCBI's taxonomy places the organism in Eukaryota, Metazoa, Chordata, Testudines, Testudinidae. Gene Ontology annotation, molecular function: nuclear receptor activity; zinc ion binding; RNA polymerase II cis-regulatory region sequence-specific DNA binding.